This is a messenger RNA of Gasterosteus aculeatus aculeatus (three-spined stickleback), 2463 nucleotides long. RefSeq names its product lysophosphatidic acid receptor 2a (gene lpar2a). Gene Ontology annotation, cellular component: membrane. Gene Ontology annotation, biological process: G protein-coupled receptor signaling pathway. The record is from RefSeq and is a predicted model, not a curated record. Lineage: Eukaryota; Metazoa; Chordata; Actinopteri; Perciformes; Gasterosteidae. Gene Ontology annotation, molecular function: melanocortin receptor activity.
CUGAAACCCAUUGUGUAAAUUCCUCUUCACCCCCACACAUUUCCGGCUGCGGUGAUCCAGCGCAGCUACCUGUCGGGUCCAGCUGAUCUGAGUGAGAAUGAUUCAGUGAGGCGGCGACUCGGAGGAGAAGUCAACCGGGACAGAAGCUCAGAGGCGUCGGUGUUUCGCUGCACGGCAGCUGUCGACUCCGGGCUCAUGUCGGGACCGUCUGGAUGGAAGAAGCUCUGAACAGGCGUUCCGGCCAUGGAGAGCAGUGUGUCGAGCACCUGCGACUACAGCCACAAUGUCACCUUCUUCUACAACCUGGUGGGCAAGAAGAUCAGCGCAGAGUGGACGACCAGGGACUUUCUGGUGAUCGGCCUGGGCCUGACGGUGUGUGUCAUCGUGGUCUUGGCCAACCUGCUGGUGAUGGUGGCCAUCUCCAAGAACCACCGCUUCCACUUCCCCAUCUACUAUCUCCUGGGCAACAUGGCCGCGGCAGACCUGUUUGCAGGCAUCGCCUACGGCUACCUGAUGCUGCACACGGGCCCGUGGACCGGCACGCUCUCCAAGGAGCAGUGGUACAUCCGCGGGGCCUUGAUAGACAUCAGCCUGACGGCCUCCGUGGCCAACCUGCUGGCCGUCGCCGUGGAGCGCCACCAGACCAUCAUCACCAUGCAGCUGCACAGCAACAUGACCAAGCGGCGCGUGGUGCUGCUCAUAGUCUGCAUCUGGGCGGUGAGCAUCGCCAUGGGCCUGGUGCCGUCCACCCUGUGGAACUGCGAGUGUGAUCUGGGCGACUGCUCCACCGUCGCUCCUCUGUACAGCCGCCGCUUCCUCAUCUUCUGGGCGGUCUUCAACCUGCUCACUUUCCUCGUCAUGGCGGCCGUGUACACGCGCAUCUUCGUGUACGUGAGGUACGAGACGUGGAGCGCGUCGCGUCACACCACGGAGAUGCGGCACCGGGAAACUGUUGUCAACCUGAUGAAAACCAUCUCCAUGGUCCUGGGCGCCUUCGUCAUCUGCUGGCUGCCCGGGCUGGUGACGCUCCUGCUGGACGGGCUGCUGGGGGCCGCCGGCCACGCCAACGCCUACGAGAAGUUCUGCCUGGUCAUCGCCGAGUGCAACUCUCUGGUCAACCCGAUCAUCUACUCGCUGCGGGACGACGAGAUGCGGCGGACGUUCAAGUGGAUCCUGUGCUGCCUGUGUGGGCGAGGCGGCGACCGGCGGAGGGAGCGGUCGCCCGUCGGGAACAACUCCCCGCCGCCGCCGGAGGAGACUGUUGGCUGUGUCCGGAAGUUUGAAGAUCAGCUUGUCUGUAUGGAAACGAACAACGAAGGAGACCGUUGGACGAUGCCGGGGGUAUGAUGGCCUUCAGGACAAACCCCUCUCAACCCUUUACUGGCACGCAUUGUAUACAACUGAAUGAAAAAUGUCUAUAAAGAUGUAUCUCUUUAAAAGCUUUUGUGGGACGGAUUCACAUAUUAAUCAUCAGAUGGUGCAAUCUCUCCUUUUUAUUACGUUCGACUAUCACAUUUGUGACAAAUUAUAAAAUGAAACACUCGUAAUAUCUGAAAUGAAAGACUGAAAAAGAAAAAAUAAAGGAAAAAAAAAAUCACACUAAAUCAUUUUAUUAAUUUUCUAAUAACACUACAGUUUGUCAUAUUCUUCCUUUUUGUUUUACUCUUUCUAGAACAAUUCUAAAGUUGAGGUAUAAAAGGAGUUCAUACAGACUCACAGGUCUGAAAACAGUGGGGGUUAUAUACAAGAGAAAUGGAAAGACAGAGGUAGAGAGGGGUAAAUACAAGGGGAAGAGGAGAGAUACAAAUAUACUAAUGAAAACAAAGGUUUCAGAAACCAUUUGGUGCUGUGGAAGUAUUUGCCACUUACGAUUUAAACAUUAACAGUAAAAUAAAGUCUGGUUAUAUAUAUAUAUAAAGUCAAGUGUAUAUGCAUGAAUAUUAUUGCAGUAGUUAUUUUUAAAGUGGGGAAUGACAAAUUGUAAACCAUUGGCUUUACUGGGAAAGUUUGUCCUCUGCUCCAGGUGGCAACUAAAGUAAUUAGUAAAAUAUAAUCACGUCCUUUCAGCUGGAUGUGAAUGUACGGUAACAGAAUUAUACAUUGCGAGCUCAAAUACAUUUCCUCAUCAUGUACUGAUACAUUUCAAGUUCUUUGCCCAAUAAUUAACCACAUUAAAUGUACCUAUUCAAUAGUUUCUAAAACAUUUAGCCACCUCUGAUCUCAAAAUAUUGCUGCGUGUGGAAAACUGCAAAAACUGAAGCUAAUAGGAUCCAUAGAUCUAUAUGGCAAAAUACACACAAUAGUCCAUCCACAGCACCAACGGGUACGUCUGUAAACCCCACAUUGCCACCCGGUUAUGUAACAAAAGUACUAAAUAAUAUUCAAAAUUGAUAGUUAUUGUGAAUCCUGUGACAAAGGCCAAAUAAAACUGGCAUCGCAACCAAAACAUCAAAGUUUAUAAAA